Messenger RNA from Schistocerca serialis cubense, 2120 nucleotides. Its product is annotated as UDP-glucosyltransferase 2-like. The transcript is spliced from 8 exons. Lineage: Eukaryota; Metazoa; Arthropoda; Insecta; Orthoptera; Acrididae. The record is from RefSeq and is a predicted model, not a curated record. Gene Ontology annotation, molecular function: UDP-glycosyltransferase activity. Bases 116 to 1702 code for a protein of 528 amino acids.
GCUCCCGCCGCCCACGAGCCUGCUCCCGCUGUCCACUCACCGUGAGCCAUAAUGGACCGUGUAGUAGAUGUCAGCUUGCGAUAACGGUCGGUGAUGGAGUUCCUCUUCAAGACCGAUGUCGCUGGCUCCUCUCAGCCCCACCUUACUGCGCCUGGCGCUGGUCCUGCUACUGUGCCCUGCGGGCGCGCCGGUAGAGGGCGCGCGCAUCUUAGUGGCUCUGCCGCUACGCGCAGUCAGUCACUUUCGGCUGCAGCAGCCGCUGUUGCACGCGCUGGCCGCCAGGGGUCACCAGCUCACCGUCAUCUCACAUUUCCCCCAGCAGCCGCCGCCGCCUAAUUACACCGACAUCAGCCUCAAUCGCGGCGGCUACCAAGGCCACGUUCCACCGCCUUACCUGCCAGUGCAGGAGGCUACCCUGGUGUCCGGGGUGCGGGACUGGGCUAAGCUGUGGUCGCUCACGGCCGACUACUGCCGCGCCGCCUACGCCGCACCCGCGGUGCGCCGGCUGCUCGCCUCGGCCGCCCAGUUCGACCUGCUGCUGGUGGAGGUCUUCUCCGGGGACUGCAUGGCCGGCCUCGCCCGCCGCUUCCGCGCCCCGCUGGUCGCCGUCGCUUCCUGCGUCGCCCCGCCCUGGGCCCGCGACAGGAUGGGCACCCCUGACCAUCCAGCCUACAUGGAGAACUUCUUCCUGCCGCUGGUGGCACCGCUGGGUUUCUGGGAAAGGACGGCCAACACAGCGUUCUACCUGCUGUCGAGACUGGGCAACUGGUGGCUGUCGGAGCGGGAGAUCGACGCUGUGGAGCGGGCUGAGCUGGGCAGCGGGGCGCCGCCCACCAGCCAGCUGGUCCACAGCACCAGCCUGCUGCUGCUCAACAGCCACUCCAGCGCCAACCAGCCCGUGCCGCUCAUGCCUGGCGUGGUCGAGGUUGGGGGUCUCCACAUACAACGGCCUAAGCCCCUGCCAAAGGAGCUGCAGCAGUUGUUCGACUCGAGCGAGCGCGGCGUGGUGUACUUCAGCAUGGGCACGCUGCUGCGCGUGGACAGCCUGCCCCGGGAUCAGCUGCGCGGAAUACUGCGGGCGUUCGCGUCGCUGCCGCAGCAGGUGCUCUGGAGGGCCGACCACACGCUGCUGCCGCCGCUGCCGCCCAACGUUCACACUUCCGGCUGGUUGCCGCAGAACGACGUCCUCAACCACCCCAAGACGGUGGCGUUCAUCACGCACGGCGGGCAGCUGGGCCUGCAGGAGGCGGUGUGGGCGGGGGUGCCCCUGCUGGUGGUGCCCGUCAGGUCCGACCAGCGCCACAACGCCGCCGCCAUGAGCCGCCGCGGCGUCGCCCUCACCCUGACCGUGGGCCAGCUGACAGAGCACAGCCUUCGUGACGCUCUGGACAGCCUCAUCAACGACACCAGCUACCGAGAGCGCAUGAGGGAGCUGUCGGUGCUCUUCCGGGACCGCCCCCGGCCGCCUCUGGAGGAGGCAGUCUACUGGGUGGAGUACGUGCUGAGGCACCGGGGGGCGCCGCACCUGCGCCCCGCCACCCUGGACCUGGCCUGGCACCAGCACCUGCUGCUGGACGUCGCCGCCCCCGCCCUGGUCACGCUGCUGCUCGCGCUGGCGGCCGCCUACGCCGGCCUGCGCUGCCUGCUGGGGGCUCUCUGGAGGGGCGGAGCAGCGAGGCGGCAGGAGGUCAAGAGUGACUGAGCGACAUAGGGCAGCGCUGGUCCUCCGGCCCAGCUAAAGUCGCACGUAUAACAUCCAGAGGCGAUGCCUAUGUGCAAUGAUACUUGUUGGUUGGGCGUGUUCUGGUACAGAGUUAGAGUUGAAGCUACAGUUACUGAGUUAUCACCUGAGAUUUUUUCAACAGCAGUUCCCAAGAACAGUCAUAUUUUCGGAAAGUUGGCUACAUUUCGCUAGGAAACACUCUGUAAUACUGACUGACCAAGUUCCACCGAUAAGUAAAUGAAACUUGUAAAUGCAGCCCGUCAGAUGUAUUAUGCAAGAUUUUUCCAUGCAGCAUCAUGCUUUUACACAUUUUGUUUUUAAUUUCUGUGCUCAGAAAGUACAAUCAUUACGACGAAAAAUGGAAAGUAAUUUUUUUUAUUGAAUCCUUAAUCUAAAU